GCUGACUAUAUUGUAUCGUGACUGCCAUGUGUUGUGCUCCUCAAGCUAGGGUGGGAGUUAGCUAUAUUUAUAUGUGCUCAGCAGGUUAUUUUGCCCAACAGUAGUAAAUUCAACUCAAGAAUCUUUGUAUAAACCCUCCCAAUGACACUGAUCUAAUACCACUAAUAUGUAACGUAACGUCUGACUGGUAAGAGUCGUCCCUCCAGAGGUGCCUGUUGCGCCAGCGGUGCACCCAAUUAGUGUGGCGAAGAUUUAGAGAAUUUGUGCGAUGUGAUUAUGGUGACCAAUAUUGCGAUUUACGAUGCUAUAUAUAAAAAGGAAUUAUGAUUGUACUGGCUUGGUUUUCAAGGAAAAUGUGAGAAUUUAUAGUUUUAAAACCUCUAUGUCUCAAUUUAAAACAUACACAUAUAAAUAAUCGAAAUAUGAAUGUAUAAAAGCUUGUACUAUAGGCUAAUGCCUUUAAUGUGUGAAAGCCUUUAAAAAUGUGUGAAAGUGAUUCCACAGUGAUAAUGCCCUUUUGUCCUGUCUCUAAAUUUCUUUAUUUAUAACAUGCACUUCAUUUGCUGUUUAACAAUGCUAAAUGUAUUGUUUAUAACCAACAAUUUCUUGUGUGAUUUUGGACACCAAUAACAUUAAUAUAGCCCUCUGGUGCAUUCAUUUUGAUGCAUCAACUUCUGUCAGUAACCAUCAUUUUCCGUUGUGUGUCCUGAUAAUUCACCGAUGACAAAGGAUAGUAGUAUGCCAAAACUGGGUAAUACAUGUCUAGUUCAUACCAUUGUACAAAAGUUAACAUGUUAAAUUUUCCUACAAGGUUUGACUUGUAUAUUCUAUUUUUUAUCCUAUUUUGCAGUUAGUAAUAUCGAAAAUAUUCAACCACAUAAAGUGCAAUGGAAGAAAAGGUCGGAAGAGCUGCAGUCCCGAAUCAAUGAGCUGGAGGAGGAGAAUGCUUUGCUCAAGCAGCAGCUUGAGCAAAGGCCUUCAGCAAAUCAAGGUUAGUAAAGCUGGAGUAAAGUUUUACUUAAGGACUUUCAAGAAUGUAUGUGGCUUCACUAGAAUUUUACAACAAUAUACCACAACAAUAUUGGGGUUCACCCAUCGCAUGAGGGUCACUCUAUGUCACAACGUCUGAUAGACAUAUGAGCAUAUGAGCUCACAUCGUGUAGCGACAGUACGUUUAGACUUUGUCUCAAUCCGUUUUUCAAGGAAAUCAUGUCAUUCAGAUCUUCCUGAGUGGAAGCUAGCUUAACCCCACCUCCUUUACAGCCACCCCCUUCCCGACUAUCAGCCGUCAGAACCUUGGUCAGAACGUAUUUUUCGAAAUUGUGCAGUGGGAGAAGUUAUGCUGAGACAGGGGGUAAAGUUGUACUUUAAGGUUGUUUUAAGUUUUAUUUUUCUGCUUUUUGUAAUUUCUCAGGUGAGAAAAUGGACAACACUGCCACCGACCCAGAGUCAGACACUGACUGGAGUUCCAACUCCAGCACUGACUCCACCGAUUCCAGGAGCAGUGAUACAAGCUCUUCCUCCUCUGAUGGCCGCAAGAAAAAGAGGAAGCACAAAAAGAAAAACAAAAAGGCUUCAAAGAACAAAGGACUUCGAGUGACAACAAUAUCGGAUGUUGUUAAAAGGUACCGCCGGGUCCUUAAACUAAUUCAAAAAGGACGCAAGAUGUCGAGGGCAUUCCUGAAGGCACGCGUUUCUAGAAACGCAGUUAAAGACACCGCAGCAAUAGCGGAGCUCUACAUUGCAGAGAGGAGUGUCCUGGAUGGAAUCAAAGGCGAACAGAGGCUCCUUCAUUUAGCAAAGCUCUGCCAGUCCAAAAUUGUUGGAGAACUUGCACUUAAAAUUGAAGACCUGAAGAGGAAAAAAAAACUAAUACCAUCCUCCAAAAAGGGUUAAAGGGACAGGGGUGAAAGGAGAGAGUUUUUUUAAUUAAAGGAUAAAUCCUGUGUAAAAUGGAUCUGGGAUAUGUUUAAUAUGAUAAUGAGAUGGGAUGUUCAUUUGGGAGCAAAAAAGCACAUGCAGACGCAUUCUUAAGUUGGCUGUUUUUAGCCGAUUCUACCAA
Gadus chalcogrammus (walleye pollock) is the source of this 2062-nucleotide messenger RNA. RefSeq names its product coiled-coil domain-containing protein 106-like. Gene Ontology annotation, cellular component: nucleoplasm. The record is from RefSeq and is a predicted model, not a curated record. Bases 1423 to 1896 code for a protein of 157 amino acids. Lineage: Eukaryota; Metazoa; Chordata; Actinopteri; Gadiformes; Gadidae. The transcript is spliced from 2 exons.